This is a messenger RNA of Phlebotomus argentipes, 1568 nucleotides long. It is a transcript of the gene Gdi, whose product is annotated as rab GDP dissociation inhibitor alpha. Gene Ontology annotation, biological process: vesicle-mediated transport; small GTPase-mediated signal transduction; protein transport. Gene Ontology annotation, molecular function: Rab GDP-dissociation inhibitor activity. The transcript has 3 exons. NCBI's taxonomy places the organism in Eukaryota, Metazoa, Arthropoda, Insecta, Diptera, Psychodidae. The record is from RefSeq and is a predicted model, not a curated record. Bases 123 to 1454 code for a protein of 443 amino acids. Gene Ontology annotation, cellular component: cytoplasm.
CACUUGGAUAGGGCGAUUCGUGGACAUUUUGAGAAGUGUAGCACAAGUGCGUGGAAAAAAGGCUAAGAAAAAUCUCUUUCUGUGACUAUCCAGUGGUGAAAAAAGGGCAGUGACUUGCGAAAAUGGAUGAGGAGUACGAUGCGAUUGUCCUGGGCACGGGCCUCAAGGAGUGCAUCCUCAGCGGGAUGCUCUCAGUGUCGGGCAAAAAGGUUCUCCACAUCGACCGCAAUAAAUACUAUGGUGGCGAGAGCGCCUCCAUUACGCCGCUGGAGGAGCUCUUCCAGCGCUUCAACGUCGACCCCCCGGCGGACAGGUAUGGGCGCGGGCGCGACUGGAACGUAGACCUCAUCCCGAAGUUCCUCAUGGCGAACGGGCUGCUCGUGAAGCUGCUCAUCCACACGGGCGUGACCCGAUACCUCGAGUUCAAGUCCGUGGAGGGCAGCUACGUGUACAAGGGCGGCAAGAUCAGCAAGGUGCCGGUGGACCAGAAGGAGGCCCUCGCAUCCGACCUCAUGGGCAUGUUCGAGAAGAGGCGCUUCCGCAACUUCCUGGUGUACAUCCAGGACUUCCGGGAGGACGACCCGAAGACAUGGAAGGACUUCGAUCCCAACACCAUGUCGGCUCAGGCGCUCUAUGAUAAAUUCGGCUUGGACAAGAAUACUCAGGACUUCACGGGACACGCCUUAGGACUCUACCGGGACGACGAUUACCUCGCGGAGCCGGCGCUCAACACCAUUCGCCGCAUCAAGCUGUACUCGGACUCGCUGGCGCGCUACGGCAAGUCGCCCUAUCUCUAUCCCAUGUACGGCCUGGGCGAGCUACCGCAGGGCUUCGCCCGGCUGUCCGCCAUCUACGGCGGCACCUACAUGCUGGACAAGCCCAUCGACGAGAUCGUCCUCGAUGAGGGCGGGAAGGUGGUGGGCGUGCGCUCGGGCUCCGAGGUGGCGCGCUGCAAGCAGGUGUAUUGUGAUCCUAGCUACUUUCCACAGAAGACUCACAAGAAAGGUCAAGUGAUUCGAUGCAUUUGUCUGCUGGAUCAUCCGAUUGCCAAUACGAAAGACGCCCUGUCGACCCAGAUCAUCAUUCCGCAGAAGCAGGUGGGCCGCAACUCGGACAUCUACGUGUCGCUGAUCAGCUACACGCACCAAGUGGCCGCCAAGGGGUGGUUCAUCGCCAUGGUGUCCACCACGGUGGAGACGGACAAUCCGGAGGCGGAGAUCAAGCCGGGCCUGGACCUCUUGGGGCCCAUCACGCAGAAGUUUGUGUCAAUUUCCGACUACUUGGAGGCCACGGACAAGGGCCUCGCGUCCCAGAUCUUCAUAUCAGAGUCCUACGAUGCGACCACUCACUUCGAGACCACUUGCCUCGAUGUGCUGGACAUCUUCAAGCGCGGCACGGGCGAGGAGUUUGACUUCUCGAAAAUAAAGCACGAACUGGGCGACGAGGAGCAGUAAUUGCAGAAUUGAUGUCAGUGAAAACACAUAUAAGCUACACGAUUUUCUUUUUAUAUUCCCUCAAAAAAUAUACAUUUAUCUACAGGAUGAGAUGUGAAUGUUAGGCAUGAGAAG